AUGACGAACUUGACUGCUCUACCUGCGGGAUCAUUGGUCCUUGUCACCGGAGCGAAUGGAUAUAUCGGCUCUCAUGUAGUCAACACCCUACUUCAACUUGGGUACCGAGUCCGAGGAACUAUUCGUUCCCCCAAACCGUGGCUUGACAACUUGUUCGAGACUAAAUAUGGCCCGGGCGUUUUCGAGUCCUACGUACUGCCUAGCUUCGAUGACAGUGCGCUGCUGGAUCAAUGUUUGGACGGCACAUCUGGGAUAGUGCACGUGGCUUCGGACGUCUCGUUCAAUGAUGACCCGAAUUCCGUUAUUCCUUGGGUUGUGCGAGCUGUCGAAAAUGUCCUGGAGGCUGCAUCCAGACACUCCUCUAUCAAGAGAUUUGUCUUGACCUCCUCGUCUUCAGCUGUGCUUAUUCCUGUUCCAAACAAGGAAGGAGUUCAAGUCGAUGAAGGUACCUGGAAUGAAGCUGCCGUGAAGGCUGCAUUUGAUCCAAGUGUAAAGUCUAGCAAUAAACCCUACGUCGUGUACGCAGCUUCCAAGACACUUGGUGAACAGGCGGCUUGGAAGUGGAUCGAACAACACAACCCUCGGUUUGUUUUCAAUGCGAUCCUACCCAACUUUAACGCCCAGUUACAAGCGCUGACAUCAGAGUGCAUUCAGACGGGUGAAAUUCUUCACGAGAACAUUGGCGGAUCGACCAUGGGACUGAUCCGCAAAGUUCUGAAGGGCGACAAUGGACUGUUCGCAUUCCUGACACCUCAAUACUAUGUGGACGUUGUCGACACCGCCCGCCUUCAUGCUAUUGCGUUGCUUGCGCCCAGCGUUAAGUCGCAGCGUAUAUUUGCGUUUGCAGCUCCGUUCAACGUGACUGAUGUCAUUUCGAUUCUUCGAGGACUUCGGCCUGACCAUAAGUUCGAUGAUCCACCGGCGAACGAAGGCCAAGACCUGACUGAAGUGGUACCGGCGCCCAAAGCCGAAAAGCUUCUGCAGGAAUACUUUGGUCAGAAGGAAUGGACUCCUCUCAAAGAAAGUAUUGCCGCGGGAAUUCGUGAUCUCUAG
Penicillium maclennaniae is the source of this 1053-nucleotide messenger RNA. RefSeq names its product NAD dependent epimerase/dehydratase. Lineage: Eukaryota; Fungi; Ascomycota; Eurotiomycetes; Eurotiales; Aspergillaceae. Bases 1 to 1053 code for a protein of 350 amino acids. The record is from RefSeq and is a predicted model, not a curated record. The transcript has 5 exons. Gene Ontology annotation, molecular function: oxidoreductase activity, acting on the CH-OH group of donors, NAD or NADP as acceptor.